AUGUCACCCACGAGCAAAAACGGCUCCGAGGGCCUCUCCAACGCCAAUGGCGAGGUGGACAUCCAGAGCAAGUCAAGCCCGCCUAACCUGGGCUUUGUCGAAACCCCCAAGGUCGAGGGACAUUGGACGGUUGAGAAGGCCCUAGAAGCCUCCCCUGGGACGGCGACGUCGGCGGACCCCAACUCGCCGCUCCCGUACUUCCACUUGAUUGAGCGUCUCAAGACGACGAAGCGCGAGGGCUGGCGCCGCUUCGGCAUCGAAAGAGGAGAGUCAAUUGCCGACCACAUGUACCGCAUGUCCCUCCUUUCGAUGCUCGCCCCGCCCGCCCUUGCGCCCCGACUCGACCUCGGGCGGUGCAUGAAGAUGUGCUUGAUCCACGACAUGGCCGAGUCCCUCGUCGGCGACAUCACUCCCGUAGACGGCGUGCCCAAGCCCGAGAAGAACCGACGCGAGGCGGACACAAUGGAUUACAUCACCAAGCAGCUUCUUGGCAGCGUGUACGGCGGGCUCGCGGGAGCCGAGAUUCGGGAGAUCUGGCAGGAGUACGAGGACUCCAAGACGAUCAACAGCCACUUUGUUCACGACCUGGACAAGAUGGAGCUGCUCCUCCAGAUGAUGGAGUACGAAAAGCGUGGCCAGGGCAAGCUCGAUCUCGGCGAGUUCGCCUACGUGGCAACCAAGUUCUCGCUGCCCGAGACCAAGGAGUGGGCGGACGCGCUGCUCAAGGAGCGAGAGCGGUUUUGGGGCGCGCAAGAGCACGUCCACGGCGAGGCGGGCGUCGAGGGCGGCGUCGGGCAGGACCGGAAACAUCAGCAAGACAGCUACUACGAGCGCAAGUAA
Messenger RNA from Colletotrichum higginsianum IMI 349063, 840 nucleotides. Its product is annotated as HD domain-containing protein. Gene Ontology annotation, molecular function: 5'-deoxynucleotidase activity. NCBI's taxonomy places the organism in Eukaryota, Fungi, Ascomycota, Sordariomycetes, Glomerellales, Glomerellaceae. The record is from RefSeq and is a predicted model, not a curated record. The transcript is spliced from 3 exons. The coding region runs from base 1 to 840 and encodes 279 amino acids. Gene Ontology annotation, cellular component: cytoplasm.